Molecule: messenger RNA, 1162 nt
Organism: Punica granatum (pomegranate)
Lineage: Eukaryota; Viridiplantae; Streptophyta; Magnoliopsida; Myrtales; Lythraceae
Source: RefSeq, a predicted model, not a curated record
CCUCUUGAUUUCAAUUAUACGAAAAGGGUGAUUCUAUUUUCUAUAGUAAGAUUUUUUUUUUUUGGAAGAUAUGAUAUAUAUAUAUAUAUAUGUAUGUAUAUUUUUGAAAAGGAAGGUAUGAUGAAUUUACGGACCACGUCUCCUGCCAAAGAGGAAGAGACACACACACACUCGCACUCUGCUCCUCAGAAUCGAACAAACCGUAUCCCACAUCUGUCAAUAACAGCCACAAGCUGUCCUGUCCCAUCCCUCAAAGAAGUCAGAACACCGAAAUUCUUCCAUGAGCUCAUACCAUCACCAGUGUCAUCCUCUCUUCCUCCUCCAUCACCGCCUCCCAAACGAUGCUCUUCAGAGCCACAAUCUCCAGGACCCCCUUCUCCGCCGCCACCCUCCGCCUCGGACCGACUGCCGCCCUCCACCCCCGUAGCCUCGCCGUCUCUGCAUCCGCUGCCCCUGCAGCCGCCACCAGCUUCUCGAUCUCUGAUGCUGGCCUUGAGUCCCGGGGCUUCAUCCUCCACAGGACUGUCUGUGGCCUCAACCUCGACCAGCUCAACACCAUCUUCGUGGCGGUUGGGUUCCCCAAGCGGGACCCGGAUAAGAUCAGGAUCGCCCUCGAGAACACGGACUCAUUGAUCUGGAUCCAGUACGAGAAGACCCAGAAGCCCGUGGCCUUUGCCCGGGCCACGGGGGACGGUGUGUUCAAUGCCAUCAUAUGGGAUGUGGUGGUGGACCCCUCGUUUCAGGGUAUCGGGCUCGGGAAGGCCGUGAUGGAGAGGCUGAUCGAUGACCUGGUAGAGAGAGGAAUUACCAAUGUUGCCCUGUACUCGGAGCCUCGGGUUUUGGGCUUCUACAGGCCUCUGGGCUUUGUUGCAGAUCCUGAUGGAAUUCGGGGAAUGGUUUACUCGAGAAAACAGAAGAAAAAAUAGUUAUCCUGAUUAUUUCAGGUGCCAAUUUAUUGGUGAUUUUUCUUGUAAUUCUUUCAUCAUCUAGCGAAAGAUAGUUCGAGAAUUAGUAGGCUCAAGCAUCGACAACUACCAAGGGGUUACAGGAUUAUGUAAAAGAGAUCGCAUUAUGAGCUAAAGUCUACUCAAAAUGUUAUGAUGAACACAGUGGAAAUUUCCCGAUUCAACCUUCAAACUUACAUGUUGAUUCUUGAACACUA